UGAGGAAGAUGAAAUAGCAUUCAUGUCAUCUGAUUCUUAUGAUGAUUAACAGUAAAAUGGUGACUAGAGGCAGGGGUAGAAAGAAUAAAACUCAAGUAAGCGGAAGUUCUAGUCGUUUUGCACAAGUUGUUGUUGAUGAUCUUACUUCUAAUCCAUCACAUUUUGUCAAUGGUCAUGGACUGCAAUCCACACCUCUUAUUGCACCUUUAAUUGAUGGAUUGCAAUCCAAUGCACCACCUCAUGGAUCACAAUCCAAUGCUCCACCUAAUCAUGUUGCAUCUAUAUCUUAUGGACUCCAAUCUGAUGCACCUUUGUUAAAUACACCACUUGAUGAUCAUGUUGAAGAAGCUGUAGAAGUUACUGUUCAAUCACUUCAUGAAUCUAUCACUACUUUAACUAAACAAACAAAAAGGAGGGGGCCUAAUAGAGGUAGAGCUCUACCAUCUGAUCCUUCCAAGAGGAUCAAAUUGAAUGUUAUAAGUGGGAGGUAG
Molecule: messenger RNA, 491 nt
Organism: Ipomoea nil (Japanese morning glory)
Lineage: Eukaryota; Viridiplantae; Streptophyta; Magnoliopsida; Solanales; Convolvulaceae
Exons: 2
Coding region: 39-491 (150 amino acids)
Source: RefSeq, a predicted model, not a curated record